Chroicocephalus ridibundus (black-headed gull) is the source of this 2169-nucleotide messenger RNA. RefSeq names its product interferon-induced protein with tetratricopeptide repeats 5-like. Gene Ontology annotation, biological process: defense response to virus. Lineage: Eukaryota; Metazoa; Chordata; Aves; Charadriiformes; Laridae. The coding region runs from base 122 to 1564 and encodes 480 amino acids. The record is from RefSeq and is a predicted model, not a curated record. Gene Ontology annotation, molecular function: protein binding. Gene Ontology annotation, cellular component: cytosol. The transcript has 2 exons.
GUUAAAUUACUCACAGACCACGUGAGGGCUGGAGCACAUAAAAGGGAAGGCAUAGCAACGGAGAGCAGCACUCCUUCGGCUUCAAAGCUACCUUAACCUAAGUGGGCAGAGAAGGAAAACCAUGAGUGCCAUUUCCAUGAAUUCCUUGAAGAGCUCCCUGCUGAAGCUAGAAUGUCAUUUUACAUGGACCUUGCUGAAGCAGGAUGUGGAUCUCGGACACCUAGAAGAAACAGUAGAUGAUCAGAUCGAGUUUUUCAUAGAAUCCAACAUCACAAAUUAUAAUCUACUAGCCUAUGUAUGCCACCUAAAGGGUUCAAAUGAGGAAGCCCUGAGAAAUCUCCAAAAAGCUGAAGCAGCAGCUCAAAAAAAUCAUCCAGAUGAAAUUGACUGGAGAAUUCUUGUUACCUGGGGGAACUAUGCCUGGAUCUAUUACCACAUGAAAAGAUAUGAAGAAGCUCAAACUUAUAUAAACAAAGUGGAAAACAGCUGCAAAAAGCUUUCAAAUACUGACCAAUGGAAGAUUCAACUUCCGGAGAUCUAUGCUGAGCAAGGAUGGGCAUUAUUAAAGUUUGGGAGAAAAUACUAUGAGAGAGCAAAGGAUUGUUUUGAAACUGCUCUGAAGAAUGAACCCAAUAACCCAAGAUUUAAUGCUGGCUAUGCAAUAGUAAUGUAUCGUUUGGAAGACUUCUCUCUCAGACAAUGUGAAGAAAUAAUCCCGUCCCUUGAGCUCCUGAAGCGUGCAGUGGAACUGAAUCCAAAGAGUACUUUCAUUAUGGCAUUACUCGCGUUAAAACUUCAAGACGUAAAGCAAGCUGAUGAAGGGGAGAGGUACAUUGAAGAAGCAAUGCAGAUAACCCCUGAUCUUCCUUAUGUCCAGCGAUACGCCGCUAAGUUUUACAGAAGGAAAGGAGAAGUGGACAAAGCGGUGGAGAUUUUGAAAAAGGCCCUGGCAGUGACACCAAAAUCUGCCUUUUUGCAUCACCAACUAGCACUCUGCUACAAAGGAAAGCUGUAUCAAUUGAAAAACACUACAAGAUAUCCACCUCAAGAGCAAGUGGAGGAAGUCAUCCGACUUGCCAUUUUUCAUCUUAAAACAGCGAUUGCCCAAAAGGCAAAAUUUUUUACUGCCCACAUUGAACUAGCAAACAUGUAUGCAGAAGGAAAGAGGUAUGAAGAAGCAGAAGAGACAUUUCAGAAAGCGUUUCAGAUAAAUAUUCUAUUCGAUAAUGAUAAACAAGAAUAUUACUACCGUUAUGGCAAUUUUCAGCGUUUUCAUAUGAAAUCGGAAUCUGAAGCCAUUAGGUAUUACCUAGAAGGGCUGAAAAUUGAUAAAGAGUCUUAUGGAAGAAUUGCGUGCAGAAAUGCUCUCAAGAAAUUGCUGGAAAAAAGAAUUCAGAGAGGUUUAGAAGACGCAGCAGAUUUUGGUACACUUGGACUUGUUCAUAAGCUAAGCGGUGAAAAACACAAAGCAAUUGAGUGCUACGAGAAAGCCAUUGCACUGUGUCCCAACAAUGAAGAAUAUCUGAGUGCAUUAUGUGAGCUACGACUUUCCAUCUCAAGCUAAAUCUCCCCAAGAUCCUUCACGCCAAAAAAAACCCAAACCCAAGGACAUUUUAGCAGACUUUCAAAACCACUUUUUUUUUUUUUUUUUUUAAGGUUGAUGUUAUAACCGGAUGAAACAUCUGGUGGCAUCGCUUUCUGGUGAUAAUGUAGAAACUGCAGAUUAUGAUUGUUCAUUUGUUUGUUCAUUCACCCACAGAGAGCGUGCUUGGGAAGACUAAAUAGCAGUUAAGAUAUCUUGGUCUUCAAUGCUAAUGCUGGUAUAAAAGUUGCGUUUAAGUGAUGAUCUGCAGAACAGAGAGCUUCUAAUCAAAUGAUAUCUAAAUUAGAUAUUACCGUUUACUGAGAAAAAGAUAAGGGAAUCAUUGUAGUAUUUCAUCUAUCCACUUGAAAGCCAUGUUAUACACAAAUGGAAUUUCUGAUGCUUUUUCAUAUGUUUAAAAAAAAUGUAUUUUUUAGUGUUAUUUAGAAGACGCUUUUGUUGAAGACUUGUUUGGUUUACUAGCUUGUAUGUUGUUUAACUAUGAAAAAUAACUACUGUAUGGCUAGUUCCCUGGAAAGCUUAAAAAACCUGUAUUAAAGAGCAUUGCAUCCAUCAACUGUCACUUC